Molecule: messenger RNA, 459 nt
Organism: Loa loa (African eye worm)
Lineage: Eukaryota; Metazoa; Nematoda; Chromadorea; Rhabditida; Onchocercidae
Exons: 2
Coding region: 1-459 (152 amino acids)
Source: RefSeq, a predicted model, not a curated record
AUGAAAGGUUUGAUUAUCCAUGUUCGAAGUACUACUACCCAAAGAACCAGAAAGAACCUUCAGUUUUUGUCACGGUUGAAGAAAAUUAGCGACAAAAUUUGGUCCAACCAGCCGGAUUCGAACCAACGGCCUAAGGAUUCGAUCAAGAAAAAAACGAAACGACAAAAAUCUAAUAUUGAGAAACAAGUAAUACCGUUGGAUGGUAUGAUCUCCAAGAUAAAUGAUUUGGAGACAGAGUGGAAAGAAUUACGUUCAGCAAAUGAUGAUGAAUGGGAGAAUAACGUUGCGUUAUACGAAGAUUGCCUGAGGGAGGGAGACAGUCUAUUUGAUAAAGGAACUAAGAUUUAUUGUGAAAGAGCUCCACUUUUUACUAAACUGAAUCGAGUAAGUAGAACAAUCGUAGAAGUUAAAAUGAAGUACGAAAAGACAGAUCAUGGACCAGCAGCAACAGAGGGGUAA